Trypanosoma grayi is the source of this 1566-nucleotide messenger RNA. RefSeq lists its product as hypothetical. Bases 1 to 1566 code for a protein of 521 amino acids. The transcript has a single exon. Lineage: Eukaryota; Euglenozoa; Kinetoplastea; Trypanosomatida; Trypanosomatidae. The record is from RefSeq and is a predicted model, not a curated record.
AUGGGCAGACUCGGGGACAUGGUGGCGGCGUUCGCUGCGCACGAUGCCGUGAGUGAGCGGCUGCCACCCUCCAGCGUGUUUUCCGCUGAAGUGGUCUACAUUGAUCUGUACAGUGUCUUGCGAGACGUCGUUAGUGUGGAGAGGAGUGCAACCCCGGCGAUCUGUCAAGGGUUUUUUCACGCAAAGAUGUCCCGAUUUCUCGAGGGCAUUGCGAAAAUCUCGACGUACCCUGUCAAGAAGAUUGCUUUCGUUCAGGGAGCCGGCAAUUUGUUGGAGGAGGCGCUCUUUACUCUUGAGGUGUACCGGCAGGUAAUCAACCUUGCUAGGCAGCACCCCGAGCGUUACAUCAUCUACACGUCGCCCGAGGGUGCACUAGAGGGUGCUCGUGCGUUGGCGUCGGCCAACACCGAUGGGAAACGCUAUGUGGUGUGCUCUAGCGACCCUCGUGCCCCGUUUUUGGCCUGUGAUUGCGUCCGCAAUUUGGCGGAGUGGUGUGAGGGCCGCGAAUGCUUGCUGGAAGUUGUUGCAUCGUCGCGCCUUUCGGUGGCACUGGGCCUGGAGGAUCGCAGCUCUCUACCGCUGUUCGCCGUUCUUGCGAAGCGGGCGCCCAGCGCGGUUUCUGUGGAAAACCUGCGCGCUAUUGCUCAGUGUGUGAACGGCUGGGAUGGAUUGCUUUGCCAGGAACUUCUUGAAAGUGUUUUCGAAACGCCAGGAGGUUGCGUCCAUCACGACCUUGUGACGGUAUCUGUGGCACUGGGGGAGUUCCGUGGCAGCCUAGCAACGGCACCCGUGAAGGUCGAUGCUAUGAAUACUGCGUCCCUAUUUCCAUUUCUGUCACUCUGGGGUUGUUGCGGUGUGAUAAGGAUGGGAGAUGCGGAUGCCCAUGAGUGCUUUCGCUCGGUGAGAGAGAGAAUUUUGUCUUCUGUGAUGCCUGGAAGGCUUCUUCGGGAGGUAUACGACGAUGCAGGCGGUGGCAAGAAGAGGAAUGACAAGGGCCUCAAUGACAGCGAAAAUGUCAUUCACAUUGCAGAGAAUGGUGAAGAUUUAUCGAGGCAUCCUUGCCAGCCUUGGGAAGACGCGCUGGAUUGUCUUCUAAAGGCCAAGACAGCGGAGGGUUUUGAAGUGGACAUGACCCCGAAGGUUCUUGACAUUGUAGAACGGCUUCCACAUGAAUUACAACACUGUGGCGUUUCCCUGCUUUUGCUCCGUCGUAGUGGCAUCUUCUCUGAGAGCAUUUGCAAGCAUUUCUGUAAGGUUUUGACGUCAAUGCCUGAUGAAGUCAAACCAGAGGAAGACAUGAAUCAUGCGUGUCGUGAGUUUCAGGCGUGCUUAACGUACGUUGCUUUGGUUAAAGAAAUGUUUCGUCGGCCUAUGGAACCGUUGUGCCUGCCUGUCGUUCCGUUGGUGGAUCUUUCCAUCAUGCUUGGAGCUAUUGAUGACUCACAUGAUGCCCCAAGCAAAUGCACGGCUGGUGAGGCUAUUACUGGUGAUGGAAAAGAAAAUGAUGUUUUCGAAGCACUCAUGCACCUGCUGGAACUCUGCAAUCCACGUGGGUAUGAUUGCUGA